Molecule: messenger RNA, 1563 nt
Organism: Lodderomyces theae
Lineage: Eukaryota; Fungi; Ascomycota; Pichiomycetes; Serinales; Debaryomycetaceae
Gene: ACH1
Product: acetyl-CoA hydrolase
Exons: 1
Coding region: 1-1563 (520 amino acids)
Biological process (GO): acetate metabolic process
Cellular component (GO): mitochondrion
Molecular function (GO): acetyl-CoA hydrolase activity; acetate CoA-transferase activity
Source: RefSeq, a predicted model, not a curated record
AUGUCGUCUAUAUUAAAACAAAGAGUCAGAUAUGCUCCAUACUUGAACAAGUUGAGAACUGGUCAAGAAUGUAUUGAUCUUUUCAAAAAUGGCCAGUAUCUCGGUUGGUCUGGUUUCACCGGUGUUGGUGCUCCAAAAGUCAUCCCCACCGUAUUGGCAGAUCACGUCGAGAAUAACAACUUGAAGGGCCAAUUGGGUUUCCACUUGUUUGUUGGUGCCAGUGCUGGUCCAGAAGAAGGUAGAUGGGCUGAUAACAAUAUGCUUCUAACCAGAUCCCCUCAUCAGGUUGGUAAACCAAUUGCUGCUGCAAUUAAUGAUGGCAGAACUCAGUUCUUUGAUAAGCACUUGUCGAUGUUUCCACAAGACUUGACAUAUGGAUUCUAUACCAAGGAUAAACCAAAUGGCCACAAUUUGGAUAUCACCAUUGUUGAAGCCACUGCAAUCAAAGAAGAUGGUUCAAUUGUCCCUGGACCAGCUGUCGGUGCAUCACCAGAAAUGUUGUCCGUCUCCGACAAGGUGAUUAUUGAGGUUAAUACCAACACGCCAUCUUUUGAAGGUCUUCACGAUAUAGAUAUGCCAGUUAAUCCACCAUUCAGACAACCAUACCCACACACUUCUGCUGAUUACAAGGUUGGUUUGAACUCGAUUCCAGUUGACCCUAGUAAAGUUGUUGCCAUUGUUGAAAGUACCACUCGUGACAAGGUUCCACCAAAUACUGCUAGUGACGAGCAAUCAAAAGCCAUUGCUAACCACUUGAUUGAGUUUUUGGAACAUGAAGUCAAACAAGGUAGAUUACCAGAAAACUUGCAUCCAUUGCAAUCAGGAAUUGGAAAUAUUGCCAAUGCAGUGGUGGAAGGUUUGGCGUCAUCUAAAUUCAAAAACUUGACUGUUUGGACUGAAGUUUUACAAGAUUCAUUCCUAGAUUUCUUUGAAAGUGGUUCCCUAGACUAUGCAACUGCCACUUCCAUUAGAUUAACUGAAGCUGGGUUUGAGAAAUUUUACGAAAACUGGGACACUUACUCCAAAAAAUUGUGUCUUCGAUCACAAGCUGUUUCAAAUUCACCUGAAAUCAUUAGAAGAUUGGGUGUUAUUGCCAUGAACACUCCAGUUGAAGUAGACAUUUAUGGACAUGCAAACUCAACCAAUGUCAUGGGUUCAAGAAUGUUGAAUGGGUUGGGUGGAUCAGCUGAUUUCUUGAGAAAUGCCAAAUUGUCCAUCAUGCAUACACCAUCUGCCAGACCUUCGAAAGUCGACCCAACUGGUGUUUCUUGUAUUGUUCCAAUGGCUCCUCACGUUGACCAAACCGAACAUGAUUUGGAUGUGGUUGUAACCGAACAAGGUUUGGCUGACUUGAGAGGAUUGUCACCAAAGGAAAGAGCAAAGGUUAUCAUUGACAAGUGUUCUCACCCUGACUACAGAGAUCAAUUACAAGAUUACCUUGACAAAGCAAUUUACGAAUGUACCAAGAGGAAGACAUUACAUGAACCACACUCUUUGAGGGAUGUGUUUAAGAUGCAUUUGAACUUCCAAGAGAAUGGAACUAUGAAAUUGGAUUCAUGGUAA